AAUUCAUUAACCUAUAAAUUGAUAAUAAUGGAUAAGAGCAAAGAUUAUGGAUGCAUGAAUGUGUUGAGCCGUUGAAUUGUAAUCCACGUCCACGUGUGUGGAAAGAAGACGAAGUUGGCUACAUUCACACUCCAAAAUCCCAGAGCUAGAUCUCAUGUAAUGCUGUAAGGAUUCAUCAUCGACCGAUUCUGUGACGUUCUAUUCUAUUCCAGAAACAAUGGAUUCUCUGCGCCUCUUGCACUGCCAUAAGCCCAUCCUUCAUCCCUCUUCUUCUCCGAACAGAAACCACAAUAAGCAUUUCAGAUUCUUCCUUCCAUCCACUCCUCUUCGUCCCUCUCUUCGUCUCCCAUCCCCUAACACUCUUCCGCUACUCUCCGCUGUCUCCUCUCCCCAAACCCAACAAAUUAGCCAAGAAGAAGACGAGGAAGAAGACGGAAACAAGAAUCGCAUGUCCAAGUCCAUGAAACGCAAACUUCGGCUGCAUGUUCGACUGGAUCACCAAGUUGAAUUUGGCGAUCAUGUCGUGGUUCGAGGAUCAACUAAACAAUUAGGAUCCUGGACCAAAAACGUCCCCCUUAAUUGGACGCAAAAUGGAUGGGUGUGCGACUUGGAAUUAAAAGAGAGCGAUCAAAUUGAGUUUAAAUUCGUGGUUGUGAGCAAGGACAAGAGUUUAGUGUGGGAAGCUGGCGAAAACAGAGUGUUGAAGUUGCCGGAGGCAGGUCAUUUUGCCACCGUUGCUACAUGGAAUGCAACGGACGAGAAUUUGGAGCUACAGCCUUUGGAUGAAGCCCAAGUGGAAGCAGAUAAUGAGGAGUCAGAGGAAGGUGCUGCUCCUCUUUCUGAAGCAGAGCCAAGUCCCUUUGUUGAACAGUGGCAAGGUAAAUCUGUUCCUUUCAUGCAAUCCAACGAGCAUCGCCAACAUGAAAAAGAAAGGAAAUGGGACACUUCAGGUCUUCAAGGCUUGCCCCUCAAGUUGGUUCAAGCUGAUCAAAACGCAAGGAAUUGGUGGAGAAAGCUGGAUAUCGUACGUGAUAUUAUAGUUGGAAGUCUACAAGGGGAAGAUCGAUUGGAGGCUCUCAUAUACUCUGCUAUCUAUCUCAAGUGGAUAAACACAGGGCAAAUAGCUUGUUUUGAAGAUGGAGGUCACCACCGCCCCAAUAGACAUGCUGAGAUUUCUAGGCUUAUAUUUCGAGAGUUAGAGCGGCAUACGAAUCGGAAGGAUAUAUCUCCACAGGAAGUUCUAGUCAUUCGUAAGAUUCAUCCAUGUUUGCCAUCUUUCAAGGCAGAAUUCACUGCAUCUGUUCCGCUCACUCGAAUUAGAGAUAUUGCUCAUCGAAAUGACAUUCCACGUGAUGUUAAGUUACAAAUUAAGCAUACAAUACAAAACAAGCUUCACCGAAAUGCUGGUCCUGAAGAUUUGGUUGCUACAGAAGCUAUGCUUGCUAAAAUCACGAAGAAUCCUGGAGAAUAUAGUGAAGCGUUUGUUGAGCAGUUCAAGAUAUUUCAUCAAGAACUCAAAGACUUCUUCAAUGCUGGCAGUCUUGCUGAACAGCUAGAAUCAAUUUGUGAGUCUAUGGAUGAAAAUGGCAUUUCAGCACUUAAUUCAUUCUUGGAGUGCAAAAAGGAUUUGGAUGCUGCAGCAGAAUCAACUGCUGAUGCAGAAGAACGUGUAAUUACUUUUUUAAUUAAAACCAUGGAAUCUGUAAAUGCUUUGAGAGAAAUUAUUGUAAAGGGUCUUGAAAGUGGCCUCAGGAAUGAUGCUCCAGAUUCUGCAAUAGCUAUGCGUCAAAAGUGGCGCCUCUGUGAGAUUGGGCUUGAGGAUUACUCAUUUGUUCUUUUAAGCAGAUUUCUCAAUGCGCUUGAAGUUAUGGGUGCUGCUCAUUGGCUGGCAGCAAAUGUGGAGUCAAAAAAUGUUAAUUCAUGGAAUGAUCCACUUGGAGCCCUUAUUAUUGGAGUCCAUCAGCUUAAGUUAUCUAGUUGGAAGCCAGAAGAAUGUGGUGCUAUUGAAAAUGAGCUCAUUGCCUGGAACAAAAGAGGCCUUUCUGAAAGGGAAGGAAAUGAAGAUGGCAAGACAAUUUGGACAUUGAGACUGAAAGCUACUCUUGAUAGAUCAAAGAGGCUAACAGAUGAAUAUACUGAAGAACUUCUUAAGAUAUUUCCUCAAAAAGUUCAGAUACUAGGAAAAGCUCUAGGAAUACCUGAAAGUAGUGUCAGGACAUAUACAGAAGCUGAGAUUCGUGCUGGUGUGAUUUUUCAGGUUUCAAAACUAUGUACUCUUCUUCUAAAAGCUGUUAGAAGUACACUUGGUUCUCAAGGUUGGGAUGUUCUUGUUCCAGGAGCUGCUUUAGGAACAUUGGUUCAGGUUGAAAGAAUUGUUCCUGGGUCACUACCAUCACCAGUGGAAGGACCUAUUAUUCUUGUUGUAAACAAAGCUGAUGGUGAUGAAGAGGUAACAGCUGCUGGGAGGAACAUUGUGGGAGUUAUACUUCAGCAAGAGCUGCCUCACUUAUCUCAUCUUGGAGUUAGAGCCCGGCAGGAAAAGGUUGUCUUUGUCACGUGUGAAGAUGAUGAAAAAGUUGCUGAUAUACAAAGGCUGAUUGGGUCAUAUGUGAGGUUGGAAGCAUCCACUGCUGGUGUUGAUCUGAAGUCGACCUCUUCAGUUGACACUGAUGACAAUUCUUUCAUUAAAAGUGCUUCUGAUGACAAUGUCUCUGGAGUUGAGAUUGCUUCUUUCUCUUCUGGUAGAAUCUCCAAUUUUAAUCAGGGUGCUUCUUCUGGAGGAGUUAUCUUGCUUCCUGAUGCUGAGACACAAACUUCCGGUGCAAAGGCUGCUGCAUGCGGUCGCUUGUCUUCAUUGUCUGCAGUUUCUGAUAAAGUUUACAGUGAUCAGGGAGUGCCACCUUCAUUUCGAGUUCCGUCUGGGGCAGUUUUGCCAUUUGGAUCCAUGGAAUUAGAGUUAGAAAAGAGCAACUCCGCUGAAACAUUCAGAUCUAUUCUGGAUAAGAUAGAAACAGCAAAACUGGAGGGGGGUGAACUUGACGUGCUAUGCCAUCAGCUUCAGGAAUUGAUUUCUUCCCUGAAGCCAUCAAAAGACGUGAUUGAAAGCAUUGCAAAAAUAUUUUCAAGCAAUGCACGUUUAAUUGUUCGAUCCAGUGCCAACGUUGAGGACUUGGCUGGAAUGUCAGCAGCUGGACUAUACGAAUCAAUACCCAACGUUAGUCCUUCCAAUCCAACUGUUUUCGGGGAUGCAGUUAGCCGAGUAUGGGCUUCACUGUACACCCGGAGAGCAGUUCUGAGCCGUCGUGCUGCUGGUGUGCCUCAGAAGGAAGCUUCAAUGGCAGUUCUGAUCCAAGAAAUGCUUUCUCCUGAUUUAUCAUUUGUAUUACAUACUGUGAGCCCAACAAAGCAGGAUAAUAAUUGUGUGGAGGCAGAGAUUGCUUGUGGGCUGGGUGAAACACUGGCAUCUGGAACAAGGGGUACACCAUGGCGCGUAUCAUCUGGGAAAUUUGACGGGGAAGUGGAAACACUGGCUUUUGCAAACUUGAGCGAGGAAUUGUUGGUGCGUGGUGCAGGGCCUGCUGAUGGAGAGGUUAUCCGUUUGACUGUCGAUUACAGCAAGAAACCACUUACAGUUGACCCAGUUUUCCGUCGACAAUUUGGUCAACGCCUUUGCUCAGUUGGAUUUUUCCUUGAGAGAAAGUUCGGUUGCCCACAGGAUGUUGAAGGAUGUCUUGUUGGAAAAGACAUCUUUAUCGUACAGACAAGGCCCCAACCUCAGUAGACAGUAGUAAUAGAGGAAUCACAUGCUUCUCCAAGUCAUAAUAAAAUGUUUAUUAUUAAUAUCCAUGCAAUGCACGUCAAACUCGCUAGUAAAACAGUAAAAUCAAUGUUAACAAAAAUAAUUACAGUAGCAAGGUUCUGAAUUAUUAUUAUUAUUAUUUCUUAUUUUUUUAACUUAC
Abrus precatorius (Indian licorice) is the source of this 3959-nucleotide messenger RNA. RefSeq names its product phosphoglucan, water dikinase, chloroplastic. Lineage: Eukaryota; Viridiplantae; Streptophyta; Magnoliopsida; Fabales; Fabaceae. The record is from RefSeq and is a predicted model, not a curated record. The transcript is spliced from 19 exons. Gene Ontology annotation, biological process: phosphorylation. The coding region runs from base 218 to 3781 and encodes 1187 amino acids. Gene Ontology annotation, molecular function: ATP binding; kinase activity; starch binding.